AUGGCGGCCAACGAUCAGCAAUCCGACAUGCUGGAAGCGCUGCAAGAGAUUCAGCGCACUCAAGCCCUGCUCGUGAAUGCCGUCGAGUCACUCUCUGGUAGAUCGAUCGACGAAGCUACUGAAGAUCAUGCCAAGAACAACGUUCUCGAUAUGGGUUCUAGCGAGGAUGCCAAUGAGGGUGAAACACCUUCAGUAGAAGUUCCUAUUGCUUCAGGAGACAAAUUGAAAGCUCCCGCGACCCCUACCGCUGUUCAGCGCCAGCAAGGUUUCACUUCGCGCAUCAUCUUAACGACUUACCCAAAACAGAUUGGAAUUAACCCUUUGCCUAUGGACUGGGGCAACUCAGACCCUGUUAAGCGUGGCCCAAUCGUAGUUUCAAGGGCUGCUACUACUAUCCGACGUCGUAAUGGUUCUGGUGGUUCUUACUCUAUCUACUAUGCGCUUGCAGUCGCCAGCAAGGAACUGGACAGCGAUCAUCGACCCGACUUCACCAACACCGAGCCGGCUGCCAACAUUGGCCCCUUUCCUCAAUGGGGAGACCACAAGAAGAUUGUCGCGAUGGACCCUUGGGGACAUCUAGCUCCAUGGCUAUUCAAGGACACAAUUGAGAAGGACAAUGUUGACAUUCGACCCACCAUUGCCAUCACUAAGGCUCAUAUGAAGCUGCCAGAACUUGCUGAGAGUGUCAAGGCUGGGCGACUGGUGCCCGAUGGCAAAGUGUGCCUGAACGAUCAGGGUGAAUUGGCUGUCACCAAGUUUGCGGUCGAGCCGGUCUGGUAUCUGCCUGGUGUGGCGGAACGAUUUGGUAUCGAUGAGGCCACUCUUCGGCGUUCGCUGUUCGAACACACUGGCGGAAGUUACCCAGAGCUCAUUACUCGUGGAGACAUUAAAGUCUUCCUCCCACCUAUCGGUGGUCUCACUGUGUACUGUUUCGGAGACCCUGCAAAGAUGUCGGACGAGUCGGUUCGAUUGUCUCUGCGAAUCCACGACGAGUGCAACGGUAGCGACGUAUUCGGAUCCGAUAUUUGCACCUGCCGACCGUACCUCAUCUUUGGUAUCGAGGAGGCCGUUAAAGAGGCACAGAAUGGUGGCAGCGGUGUUGUCAUCUACUUCAGAAAGGAAGGACGAGCCUUGGGAGAGGUCACCAAGUAUUGUAAGGAUAAAAUGCGACGUGCAUUGGUCUACAACGCCCGUAAACGAGGAGCUGAUCGCGCAUCCGACUACUUCAAGAGGACCGAGAACAUUGCUGGUGUCAAAGACAUGCGAUUCCAGGCUCUCAUGCCAGACAUUCUGCACUGGCUGGGCAUCAAGAAGAUUGAUAGGAUGCUUAGUAUGAGCAACAUGAAGCAUGAUGCGAUUGUCGGACAAGGAAUCCCGAUUCACGAGCGAGUCGAGCUCCCUGAAGAGCUUAUUCCAGCCGAUUCUCGAGUCGAGAUUGACGCCAAGAUUACAGCAGGCUACUUCACCACUGGUAAACGUAUGACAACCGAAGAGCUGCAGGCGGUCCAAGGAAGAAUAUGGGAAGACUUCGACCAUUAA
Molecule: messenger RNA, 1539 nt
Organism: Fusarium poae
Lineage: Eukaryota; Fungi; Ascomycota; Sordariomycetes; Hypocreales; Nectriaceae
Gene: URG1
Product: Uracil-regulated protein 1
Exons: 18
Coding region: 1-1539 (512 amino acids)
Biological process (GO): riboflavin biosynthetic process
Molecular function (GO): GTP cyclohydrolase II activity
Source: RefSeq, a predicted model, not a curated record